UUUUCUUUUAAUUUGUAUGCAAAUCUCAUGUUUCUCUACAGUACAUAUUAAAGUAAAUUAAUUUAAUGAUGUAAUUUCCUCUUCGCGAAAAUCAUGCUAUUAGAUCGAUCUUGUACUUUCCCAAAUCUGAAAACCCAUCAAGACCGAUAACUAAAAUGUCAAAUUAUCUUGUUGAGUUCUCUAAAUACGGACCCUCUUCUGUCCUACAAUAUAUUCAACGCGAAAUCCCUAAAGUCAGCGGUGACAAGUUGUUAGUGAAAAAUGCAUACGCGGGUUUAAACUACAUUGAUAACUAUUGCAGAAGCGGAUUGUAUCCAGUUCCUUUGCCUUUUGUUUCCGGUAAGGAAGGAUCAGGUAUUGUUACCGAAGUUGGAUCUAGUUGCAGCAAGAAGUUUAAGGCUGGAGAUCGUGUUGUAUACUUGACGAUGUCUGGCUCUUACUCUCAAUACAACCUUGUUUCUCCUGUAUUAACUGCCAAAGUACCAGAGGGAAUUUCUCUCAAGGUUGCUGCUGCCUCUUUACUUCAAGGAUUGACCGUACUUACACUCAUUGAAGAGGCCUAUCCCGUUCGAAGUGGAGAUUAUGUUAUUGUACACGCUGCUGCAGGAGGAGUAGGCUUAAUUUUAUGUCAAAUGUUGAAGCGUAGAGGUGUGCAUGUAAUUGCAACUGCUUCAACUCCCGAAAAACGAAAGCUUGCCCUUCAGAAUGGAGCAGAGAUUGCCUGUACAUAUGAAGAAUUUGUUGAUGUUUCUCGCCAAAAAACUGAUGGUAAAGGUGUGCAUGCUUCUUAUGAUUCCGUAGGCAAAGAUACCUUUGAAAAAUCCAUGGAUGCACUUCGUAAUGGCGGUACCUACGUAAAUUUUGGUAAUUCAAGCGGUAAGAUUGAUUUUUUACCUUUUAACUUGAUUACUUCUAAAUGCAUCAAAGUUGUUCGUCCUACCCUCUUUGGAUACUUAGACUCCGAAGAAGUAUUUGACCGUUAUACAAGCAAACUUUGGAAAGAAAUUCUAGAAAACAAACUGAACAUUGCUAUUCAUCAUACUUGGAAGUUAGCAGAGGCUAAGGAAGCACACGAUAAGUUCCAAAGCAGAGCCACUACCGGUAAACUUUUGCUUUCUUGUAAUGAAGACUUAACGAAUGCUUAAAUUGGUGGUUCCAGCGUGUGUUAAAACUAAUUACUUUUGCAAAUUGCUGAUACCUUAGAGUCAUCUACAACUUGCUUUGGAUUUGAUUCAGAGCCAUAUAAUGAAAUGCAAAUGCUAAAUGUUCUGUUAUGUUAUGUUUGGACGAUUUACGAUUCAUAGUUUCUAAUGUAAUACAAUGUGGAAAAGAAACACACCACAUACAAAUGGUUGUAUGGUUCAUCAUGAAUCUAUGAAACCAUGUUGUCAAGGAGGCUGUUUAUCCAACCUUACGGAUGAAUUACUUUUAAUUAGAUUUACGUGAAAUCUUUUUCUUAC
Molecule: messenger RNA, 1460 nt
Organism: Schizosaccharomyces octosporus yFS286
Lineage: Eukaryota; Fungi; Ascomycota; Schizosaccharomycetes; Schizosaccharomycetales; Schizosaccharomycetaceae
Product: NADPH quinone oxidoreductase/ARE-binding protein
Exons: 1
Coding region: 156-1145 (329 amino acids)
Biological process (GO): cellular response to oxidative stress
Cellular component (GO): cytoplasm
Molecular function (GO): quinone reductase (NADPH) activity
Source: RefSeq, a predicted model, not a curated record